Hydra vulgaris (swiftwater hydra) is the source of this 1122-nucleotide messenger RNA. NCBI's taxonomy places the organism in Eukaryota, Metazoa, Cnidaria, Hydrozoa, Anthoathecata, Hydridae. The record is from RefSeq and is a predicted model, not a curated record.
AUGUCAAAUAAUUUAAGAGCUGAAAUUAGGAGAACUUGCCAAAAUGAAAGAAACAUGGCUAGGCGAGAAGAAAUUAAUCAUCGCCAAAACGAAAGAAAUGCGACUAGGCGAGAAGAACGUAAUCGUCGCCAAAAUGAAAGAAAUGCGACUAGGCAAGAAGAACUUAAUCGUCGCCAAAAUGAAAGAAAUGCGACUAGGCGAGAAGAACUUAAUCGUCGCCAAAAUGAAAGAAAUGCGACUAGGCGAGAAGAACUUAAUUGUCGCCAAAAUGAAAGAAAUGCGACUAGGCGUGCAUUACUUAGGUGUGGAAUGCAUUGCAUAGCAAGAAAUAAUAAUAUUAUAAAGAGGAGUUACCUUGGAGAAAUGAACCAUAUUUUUCAAUAUUGUGCUGGAAUAGCUCCUCCCUCGAAUCAUGGCCCACCAUGUUUUAGGAUUUGUGGACAAAUUAUGCACCGUGUUGGUAAUCUGAGACCUGAUCAAAAUGUUUUACCAUCUUAUUGUCAGUUAUAUGUUUAUGAUCCCAAUACUGCCUUAAAUUUUCGAAUGGAGCAAAAUGAUUGUUGCAUACGGGAGUUAAAGGAACUUUUACAGACUAUAAUUAGUCAACAGAAUCCAUACGCUCUUGCUUUCAAAAAUAUGGCACAAGUUGAAGAUGAAGAAAUGCGUCAAGCAGCUUUAGAAGGUCGCCCAACUUCAGUUGUCAAAAUGUCAUUGCUUGAAGGUCGCGAUAGGCGUCGAUACAAUCUACCUUCACACGAUGAGGUUGCCAUUGUGUUUGUAGGAGACGAUGGUGCUCCACCUCCAUCUAGAGAAGUUGUUAUACACCCUCGAGGUCAGGCCUUAAAAAAAAUAUCAAGUAUGUUUGCUAAUCUAGAUCCAAUGAUAUAUCCAAUUUUUUUUCCAAGAGGCGAUGCAGGAUGGCAUGAUCAACUAGAGCACAAUCCAGACAGAGCAACACGUGUUAGAAAUCAUGUUACUUUGUCUCAGUACAACAAUUAUAGGCUAUCUGUUAGAGAAACCUUUAGCCCUAUAUUUUAUGGUAGGAAGCUUUUUCAACAAUAUGCUGUUGAUGCAUAUGUCAAGAUUGAAGGACAACGCCUUGCCUUCAUCAGAAAUAACUAA